AUGGUCUUGGCCGCCCGUCAACUUCAGGAGAAGUGUCAGGAGAUGCGGACCCACCUGUACUCUACCUUCGUGGACCUGAUGAAAGCCUUCGACACGGUGAAUCAUGAAGGACUGUGGAAGAUCAUGCAGAAAUUCGGCUGUCCGGAGCGAUUCACUCUGAUGGUGCGUCAGCUGCACGACGGUAUGAAGGCGCGAGUCACGGACAACGGAGCUGUCUCAGAGGCAUUCGCAGUGACCAAUGGAGUGAAGCAGGGCUGCGUACUGGCGCCUACCCUCUUCAGUCUUAUGUUUUCUGCCAUGCUGAUGGACGCCUACCGCGACGAACGCCCCGGGAUCCGCAUCGCCUACUGGACGGACGGUCACCUCCUGAAUCAACGGCGGAUGCGCUUCCAAUCGCGCGUAUCCACAACCACCGUUCACGAACUCCUCUUUGCCGACGACUGCGCCCUGAACACCACCUCGGAAGAGGAGAUGCAACGGAGCAUGGACCUGUUCUCCGCCGCCUGCGAGAACUUCGGUCUGGUCAUGAACACACAGAAGACGGUGGUGAUGCACCAACCGCCACCAAACUCAGCCACAGCACCCAACGCGCCGCCGCAAAUCAGCGUGAACGGAACCCAACUGCCAGUGGUGGAGAACUUCCCGUACACCCGCAACACCAAGAUCGACGACGAAGUCGCCAACAGGAUCUCGAAAGCCAGUCAAGCCUUCGGUCGCCUCCAAAGCACAGUUUGGAAUCGUCAUUGUCUCCAACUGAGCACGAAGCUGAAGAUGUACAAGGCUGUCAUCCUGUCGACACUACUGUAUGGAGCGGAGACUUGGACGGUGUACGCAAAGCAGGCACGUCGUCUGAACCACUUCCACCUCAGUUGUCUUCGUCGCAUCCUGAGGCUGAAGUGGCAGGAUCGAAUCCCGACACUGAUGUGCUGGAACGGACGGGAAUCCUCAGCAUCUACGCCAUACUGA
This is a messenger RNA of Spirometra erinaceieuropaei, 966 nucleotides long. Lineage: Eukaryota; Metazoa; Platyhelminthes; Cestoda; Diphyllobothriidea; Diphyllobothriidae. The record is from the annotation of a GenBank genome assembly.